CUUUGCAGUUGCAGUUGCUUCUCUAGCCGUGCGAAAUACGUGUGGAUACAUCUCAGACUCUUCGACGUGAAAUUCAUCUUUAAUGACAUGUGGCUGGUGCUUUGCGUCUGGGUGGCAGUGGCCAUUCUAGCCAGCGGCUCCAGCGCCGUCGUGGCGAAGCCCUGUAGACCCGCCUACUGGAACACGCGCAACGGUGUCGUUCACACUGCUUGCCAGCCACGCAAUCGCAACUGCACCAUACUCUUACGGGGUCUGUCGAACCGCGAGAAGAAGGACUUUCUGCGGCGCCACAACAAACUACGCAGCCUUAUAGCCAUGGGCCGGCUCAAGGGCUUCAAGCCGGCGGCGAACAUGUACGAACUGGUGUGGGACGACGAAUUGGCCGAAGUGGCGCAGGCCUUGGCCGAUCAGUGUGGCGACAUGAUGCAUGAUAAUGCGAAUGGCAGGUUCACACGUCGGUUCAGGGUCACCGGCCAAAACUUAGCAUCGGAGCGGCGCUCGAAUGAUGUUCGGAAGAUGGACGGCCUCCGUUUUGUGGACACCUGGUUUAAGGAGCACCGCGAUUACCCGCCACACCAAGUGAAGCAUUUCAUGCCGAGUUUCGGCCCACGGCCUACCGGUCAUUUUACUCAGAUGAUAUGGGCUGAUACGCAGUACCUUGGCUGUGGCUUCACCAUGUUUCGCAUGAAAGGCGACAUCGGUGUUAUGCCAUACCAAAAGCAUUACGUCUGCAACUACGCCGAUAGCGGCAACAUCAAAGGCAGGCCCGUGUACACGGAGGGCCCCACGUGCAGCCUCUGCCCGGUGGGAUCGCGCUGCGUCAAACGGACCGGCCUGUGCAGGGCGCGUAAGAGGAGCCGGCGCGUCCGCGGCCGACAGAGAAGUCAGGCAGGCAGCCGCCCACGAAACAGCGGGCUGGCCGCUCGGCGCAUGUGGCAGCAGCACACUGACAAGUGUGCUGCGAAAGGCGGCCGUAAGUGCUGAGCCCGGCGAGUCACCUUGCGGCAACCAGGUUUUGAGACAGAAAUAAAAAAGAAGAGAAAAAGAAAGAGGCAGGUGAUGUGACCGUGUUGCAGAUGUUUUUGUUGACACUGACUGUGGCUGAUGACGCAUAUUGCAGAACA
This is a messenger RNA of Rhipicephalus sanguineus (brown dog tick), 1124 nucleotides long. RefSeq names its product CRISP/Allergen/PR-1. Gene Ontology annotation, cellular component: extracellular region. Bases 88 to 984 code for a protein of 298 amino acids. The record is from RefSeq and is a predicted model, not a curated record. NCBI's taxonomy places the organism in Eukaryota, Metazoa, Arthropoda, Arachnida, Ixodida, Ixodidae. The transcript is spliced from 6 exons.